AAGGUGCCACAGGAUUCUUUGCUGCUUUUUUUCCUACGAUUGUCAGUGGGAACACGGUAGUUGUCGAUGGUGUCGUCAUUGUUGUGAAGGAAUUCUUGGAGGCAGAGGUAGAAAAAGAUUUCUUCUAGCUCUGCACAUGUUCGUAUGGUAUCAGGUUCUGUGAUGGGGCAGACGUUCAGUCCCUUGCAGAGGACAGAGAAUUCAGCUCUGGUUAGGGGUAGUCCUGAUAAACUCAUGAUGUUGGUGUGUCAUGGAGUGCCAUGGAGUUUCCUGGGGUGGUUUUGUGUGAGUUGUGAAGUUUGUUAUAGUUGGUUCCACUUGUUGUUGUUGUGUUGUGUUGUGUUGUGUUGGAUGGCUGUUGUCAGGUUUUUUGUCUAGAUUGUGCAGUUGGCUUAAAGUGACAGUUCCCCAGUUGUGCCACCAGAUGGUGCUAAAAAGCUACAAAUGCACAUUACUGUGCCAAAGUCCUCAAAUAAGGUGACUCUAAGCGGAGCUUGGUCCCUGCCAUGACCCAGGGGGAAGGGGGAGGGUGGCACAGCCCCAGAAGCCAGGGGCUUGGACAGGUGAGGCUGUGUCCAUUCUAGCCUGAAAUAUGGCAGCGACGUCAGCAGGUAGCGUGUGGGGCGGUAGCUUUGCUGAGCGAUAUGAUCCCAGGGAGGUGGUUGCUGUCAGGUUCAAAUACAGGGUCAGGCUGGUGGGGAGAUGCACUUGGCUAAGAGGCUGUUGCAAUACACUAGCGAGGUGUCUGGGACCCUGUCCCCAUCUAGCAGCUGGGUCCAGUGACUAUACGUCCUGCUACGGACUCCCAGCUAAUGGAGUUACUCUCCUAGGCCAAGAGGUAGCAGCCUGUGAUCUGGCUGGUGUCUGUGCCUGGGUUAGUUACGCUGUGUACGGACUAUGGACACACCCUGGGGAGCAGACUCCUCUCCGCCAGGAGGCAGAUGGCAUCUAUUCCUUGUUUCUCUUGGGGGGAUUCCUGGGUCCUUGGAGCUAAAAGCAGCUCCCCUCUGCCCCCUUCUGCUCUCCCCUGAUUCAGGCGGGUGGCUGCAGCGUUGAGGGAACGCCGGCCAGCCUCCAUGAAUGCCACCCCUAAAGCAGCCAGGCAGAUUGUUGCUGAGCAAACUGCUGUCGUUCCCCUUGCUUGCCAGGGGCUGAGGGCUCCGUCCAUGCAGCAUCACUGCCAGGAGCAAAGGAGUCGAGGCUGCGCUUUCCGGGCAGGAUAGCAGCAUGCUAGCUGUAGGGUCAGCAGGCUGGCCUGCUUUCAAAGCCAAGUGAAACUUACUAAUAAGCUCCAUGUGAGUUCUCAAUCCUGGGACGCAUCAGACCCAUGAAACUGUCUGUUUCUGGGCUCAGGAAAUACCAUCUGGCCGUCUUCCAACCCUCCGGGCUGGCUGUGCCUCUCUAAUCUGUUAGCAUCAACUGAUAAUUUUUCCUGCAUUAACCGCAUAUUGCAUUAAUGGUGAAUUAGUCACAGCGAGAGAGAUUAGGAGCUGUAAUUAGUGCUAAAGAAGGUGUAUCGGCCUGCUCUGUACAUUCACAAUCCUGCGCCUUCAGCCUUGGGCUGUUUGUGGCUGCUGCAGAAUUGCCCCUUUCUGCUGUGAGGAGCAGGGAUGGGUGGCCUCAUUCUCAACGAGGCUGAGUGCCCAGAGGACCCACUGAUUUCAGUGGGAGACGCAGGUGCUCAGCACAUCUGAAAAUCCGGCCUCUUGUUAGUUCCCACUGAUGGAAAGAAGACCCAGGGGAGGGGACGGCUGCAUGGCCGGAACAUCAGAGGCCCAGUUCUCUUCACAACCCCAGAGGAUACUGGAAACACCUUGUGACUCCACUUUUCCUGGAUGAUGCCAAAGUGAAGAACUUCAUCACCUGCUUUAAAGCUGGUUUAAAAUGGCCCUGCUUGUCUCGUCGCUCCUCCUGCUGGCGCUUAGGGCCAAUGGCUGCCCUGCCACUUGCCGCUGCUACAGCAUGACUGUGGAGUGCGGCUCCCUGGGCCUCAAGGAGAUCCCGGCCAGCAUCCACCCCUCCACCCAGACCGUCUUCCUGCAGGAUAACAGCAUCACGCAGAUCCACCAGCAGGACCUGGUGGCGCUGCGGGGCCUGCAGUACCUCUACAUGCAGAACAACACCAUCUCGGCACUGGAGCCGGGCGCCUUCCGCAGCCAGCAGCACCUGUUGGAGCUAGCCCUCAAUGGCAACCGCAUCCAUCUCCUCGACAGCAGCAUCUUCAAGGGCCUGGAGCACCUGCGUGUCCUCUACCUGGCUGGCAACCAGAUCACCAAGCUGCUGGACUUCACCUUCUGCGCCCUGCAGAGGCUGCAGGAGCUGCACCUGCAGGAGAACAGCAUCGAGAGGCUGGAGGAGCAGGCGCUGGCGGGGCUCUCCUCCCUCGCCCUGCUCGACCUCAGCAAAAACAACCUGCGCACCAUCAGCCGUGCCGCCCUGCGCCCCCUCAUCAGCCUGCAGGUGCUGAGGCUGACAGAAAACCCCUGGCGAUGUGACUGCGCCCUGCACUGGCUUGGCGUCUGGAUCAAGGAGGAAGGGCAGCGUCUCCUCAGCUCACUGGACAAGAAGAUUGUGUGCUCAGAGCCUCCCCGCUUGGCCUACCAGAGCCUGCUGGACGUCUCUGGGAACAGCCUGAUCUGCAUCCCACCUGUAGUGCAGGUGGAACCCCUGGAGGUGACGGCCCACCUCGGGGAAGACCUGCGGGUCUCCUGCCAGGCCUCCGGCUACCCGCAGCCGCUGGUGAGCUGGCGGAAGGUGGCCCACGUGCGGGCAGGGCCUGUCACAGCGAGCGCCAAGCCGCUGGGCAGAAGGGCGGAGCUGCGCGAGCGCGGCGGCAGGGAGCGCUUCGACUCGGACACGGGGAGCGGGAUGCUCUUCCUCAACAACAUCACGGUGGCCCACGCCGGCAAGUAUGCGUGCGAGGCCUCCAACCCGGGCGGCACGGCCCGCGUGCUCUUCCACCUCAUGGUCAACCUCUCCCAGCAGCAGCCACCGCCGCUGCCGCCGCUCUCCUACCCAGCCUCCGUGGACGUCAGCCAGGAGCCCCUCUACGACAUGGAGAGCAUGGACUUCAACGCCCUGAGCAUGGCCACGCAGACGGCCAUCGCCGUGGGGAUCUCGCUGCUGGCCCUCGUCGCCCUGCUCCUCAUCGUCAUGAUCUACAGGAAGCACCGCAAGCGGAAAAAGGCCAAGAAGGAGGAGAACAUCCUCUAUGUCAACGACUACUCGGACGGGCCCACCACGUUCGCCCAGCUGGAGGAGUACCGUGAUGAGCGGGGCCAUGAGAUGUUCGUCAUCGACCGCACCAAGCCGCUCUUCGCCACCUACAAGGACCCCGAGGGGCUGGCCGGGGCCUUCCCGGGGCUUCCAGAGCCACUGCAGGACCAGGCCACACAGACCCUGGAGGGGGAGGAGGAGGGUGAGCGGGAGGCCAGCGAACUGUUUGUCAAUCAGGGACUCGCGUUCCAGCCGCAGAUCGCCUACGAGAUCCAUUGCUGAGGCACCGUGGGGAGAUGGGGAGUGUUAGGGCAGGGCAAUGGGACAGACCCCCCCGUCCCCACUCCAGUGUGCCUGUGACCCCUGACCAUUCUCCUGCAUCUCUGUAGCUGGGAUAGCCUUUGCCCCGCUGUGAUUUAGGGCGAGUAGGGAGGGAACUGGGUCUGCCCUGGGGGAGGCUGCCUGGGCAUCACCAGCACCGGGGAUGGCUGGUUCCCAGGGAUGGGGGGGUUCGACAGGCCGUCUGCUCAGCCAGAUGGCUGCACUGUGGGGUGACCCCCAUUUGCUCCCGGACUCCCCUGCACGGCUAGAGACACUGUGAAGCCACCCAGUGCCCCCAAGGCAUCGCCAGCCUGGCCAAGGGAGGGAAAUGUCUCCCGGAGCUGAAAGAAUCGCGGGGGGAGGGGGUGUUUUUUAACAAAAGAAAUAAAAUUGCGUCACUGU
This is a messenger RNA of Gopherus flavomarginatus (Mexican gopher tortoise), 3939 nucleotides long. It is a transcript of the gene LRRC24, whose product is annotated as leucine rich repeat containing 24. Gene Ontology annotation, molecular function: protein binding. The transcript is spliced from 6 exons. Bases 1885 to 3498 code for a protein of 537 amino acids. Lineage: Eukaryota; Metazoa; Chordata; Testudines; Testudinidae. The record is from RefSeq and is a predicted model, not a curated record.